Molecule: messenger RNA, 3207 nt
Organism: Anolis sagrei ordinatus
Lineage: Eukaryota; Metazoa; Chordata; Lepidosauria; Squamata; Anolidae
Source: RefSeq, a predicted model, not a curated record
GAGAGAGAGAGAGGGAUGGCCGGCGCCAAUGCCUCCGCCUCGCCGGGGAGGGUGCUGGGGCUGCCGGCCGACGCAGGAGGAGGGAACGCCAACGCCGAGGACCAGACUCGGAUCGUGAGACUAAAGAUCAUCGCUGGAAUUGACUUGGCCAAGAAGGACCUCUUAGGAGCAAGCGAUCCGUAUGUGAAAGUGACGGUCUACGAUUCGGGAAAUGGAGUCCUGACAUGUGUCCAAACAAGAACGGUUAGGAAGACCUUGAAUCCCAAGUGGAACGAAGAGUUCUUCUUCCGAGUCAGUCCACAGAAACACCGGUUUCUCCUUGAAGUGUUUGAUGAAAACAGACUGACCAGAGAUGACUUCCUUGGCCAGGUAGAUGUGCCGCUCAGCCACCUGCCGACGGAGGACCCGUCCAGAGAGAGACCGUACACCUUUAAGGACUUCCUCCUUCAUCCAAGGAGCCACAAGUCCCGCGUGAAGGGGCACCUCCGGUUGAAAAUGACUUACCUGCCUCAACCCAACGGGCCGGAAGAAGAAGGGGCGGAGCAGGCCGAAGAGCCGGAGCCUGGCUGGAUCGUGCUGGACCAACCGGGGGGCGGCCCUCGCCCUUUGCCGGAGCCGGAGGCCUCUCUGCCGGACGGGUGGGAGGAGCGGCAGGACGUCCUGGGAAGGACCUACUACGUCAACCACGACUCCAGGAGGACCCAGUGGACCCGGCCCACCGCCCAGGACCCCCGCCUGGACGCCGAGAGCGGCCGCCUGCAGCUGGAGGUCCAGCAGGCCUUGACCCACCGGCACCAGAUCACGGAGGAGGAGGCCGAGACCCCCGACUGCCGGGAGUCCCCCGAGAGCUGGGAGAUCAUCACCGAGGACGAGGCCACCAUGUACAGCAACCCGGCAUCCGCCGUCCCGCAGGGCAGCUCCGGAGCAGAGGCCCACCUGGCCGAGGACGUCAACGCCCGGCUGAGCCUCUCUGGAGUUCCCGCACCUUCCGCCGCUAAUGACCUCGGCAGAAGAGGGAGCCCCCAGCGUUUCCAUCUGGAGGAGCAGCCGGCUCUCCCUGUGUUGUUGCCGACUUCCUUGGGCCUCCCUCCCGGAUGGGAAGUCAGGAAGGACGAGAAGGGGCGGCCUUACUACAUCGACCACAAUUCCCAGAGGACCACCUGGAAGAGGCCAGCGCCGGCACAGGCAGCAACAGAGACCGGUCAGCAGGACGGGGUGGCCCCCGCUCCCUCCGCCAGGCAGCCCCCACCCUCGGAGCCCGCCUCACAGCAGCCCUUGCCCACCCAGGCAGCCUCCGAGGCCGGGCAGGGCUUCCUCCCCAAGGGCUGGGAGGUCCGCCACGCGCCCAGCGGGAGGCCCUUCUUCAUCGACCACAACACCAAGACCACCACUUGGGAUGACCCCCGACUCAAAAUCCCAGCCCACGUGAGAAGGAAGACCUCUCUCGAUCCCGCCGACCUCGGUCCUUUGCCGCCCGGCUGGGAGGAGAGGGCGCACACCGACGGAAGGGUCUUCUACAUCAAUCACAACACCAAGAAGACUCAGUGGGAGGAUCCCCGCUUGCAGAACAUCGCCAUCACUGGACCAGCUGUGCCUUACUCCAGAGACUACAAACGGAAGUAUGAAUUCUUCAGGAAAAAGCUGAAAAAGCAAAGCGACGUUCCCAGUAAGUUUGAGAUGAAGCUGCACCGCUCGGCCAUCUUUGAGGACUCCUACCGGCGUAUCUCUGCGGUGAAGAAGCCCGAGCAGCUCAAGGCCCGGCUUUGGAUCGAGUUUGACGGGGAGAAGGGCCUGGACUACGGCGGGGUGGCCCGGGAGUGGUUCUUCCUCCUCUCCAAGGAGAUGUUCAACCCCUACUACGGGCUCUUUGAGUAUUCGGCCACGGACAACUACACCCUGCAGAUCAACCCCAACUCCGGCCUCUGCAACGAGGACCACCUCUCCUACUUCAGGUUCAUCGGCCGCGUGGCCGGCAUGGCCGUCUUCCACGGGAAGCUCUUGGACGGUUUCUUCAUCCGGCCUUUCUACAAAAUGAUGCUGCAGAAGCCCAUCACUCUUCACGACAUGGAGUCCGUGGACAGUGAAUACUACAGUUCCCUGAUGUGGAUCCUUGAAAACGACCCUGCGGAGCUGGACCUCCGGUUCACGGUGGACGAAGAGCUAUUUGGCCAGACGCACCAGCACGACUUGAAGAGCGGAGGCUCCGAGGAGGUGGUCACCAACGCCAACAAGCAGGAAUACAUCCACCUUGUGAUCCAGUGGCGCUUUGUGAACAGGAUACAGAAACAGAUGGCUUCCUUCAAAGAGGGCUUUUUUGAACUCAUCCCGCAGGACUUGAUCAAGAUCUUUGACGAAAACGAACUGGAGCUGCUGAUGUGCGGCCUGGGCGACGUGGACGUGAACGACUGGCGGGAGCACACCAAGUACAAGGGCGGCUACAACGCCAACCACACCGUGAUCCAGUGGUUCUGGAAGGCGGUGCUGCUGAUGGACUCGGAAAAGCGCAUCCGGCUGCUCCAAUUUGUGACGGGGACGUCACGGCUGCCCAUGAACGGCUUUGCCGAGUUGUACGGUUCAAAUGGACCGCAGCUGUUCACCAUUGAGCAGUGGGGCUCCCCAGACAAGCUGCCCAGGGCUCACACGUGCUUCAACCGCCUGGACCUUCCUGCCUACGAGUCCUUUGAAGACCUGUGGGACCGGCUGCACUUGGCCAUUGAGAACGCGCAGGGCUUUGACGGCGUGGACUGACCCCGGGCGCAGCCUAUUUACCAAGACUUUGACAAGUAUUAUUACGGGACUGCAAGUCGUGCAUUUCAAGACGGGCCUUUGCAUAUCCGCUCUGGGGCCUUUGGGAACUACUGAAAGUGGAAGCUGUGAAGGAGCAGAGCUGCCUCUCUCUCUCUCUCUCUCUCUCUCUGGGUCUCUUCUCUUCCGAGGAACGCCAUUGGAGCCUUGCUCUGGCUCCUUCCUCCAGACCUUCCAAAGCACCUUACUUACUCUUUGUAUGUCUGUAUUCCUAGUAACACCUCCAGAUGUUUCCACCUCCUCAGAGGAUCUCUCCAGAAUGUACCCCAGUGCCAUGAUGCACCUCGUGGGCACCCCCUUUCCCAGAAAGUCGACUCCAAGGAGAUCAUUUGUGUAUUAUUUUUGGUUCAAAUGUGCAUUUUUUAUCCCCCCCCCCCACACACUUUUCAGCAAACUAGGUUU